CUUUCUGUUUGGUCUCCUUCUUCUGGUGGAGGUCGCGCAUGUCCUUUUUCUAUGUCCGCAUUUCUGUGUUCCUGGAUGACAGAGGCGCGAUUAGCACAUCUCAUUCGGGCAUAAGUGUAUGACCUGAAAGGAAAAAGGGCCGGGCUGCAAAUUGAAUAGCCCGUGUGGGACUCCUGGGUAAGCAGUUCCAACACCUAAAAUCAAACCAGCAAGGCAGCAGAGUCUUAGGACAAACCCCUGCUCCGGAGUCUACUCCCUCAGGCAACUUGUCUGAAUCUUCCGUCUUGUGUCACAUCCCUCCCCCCCCCCCUCUGUCUCGCUAGUUUCUCCUUAGAUCACCAUCAUCCCCUUGCAUUGCUCCGUGUUGCCUAAUGCAGCACCACUUCCGUCACUUGGGUCCCCUCGCAUUCUUCCUCUCCUCUACUCGUUGCUGCUUGCCCUUCAGAUCGUGUUUGGGUUUAACUGCGUGGACGUAGGGGGAGUGCGAAGGCGGGGUGAGCGAACGCCAGAUCCAUGUCGUCGGAGGUGGAGGUGGAGGUGGACAAGCAGCAGAGCAGUCGGGCAGGCAUGGCGGAGAAGGUGGCCAGUGCCGCCCUGAUAGGUUUGACGUUGAUGCCUCUGGUGGUGAAGGUGAAUCCCAAUUUCAACGUUGUAGCAACAGCUUGUCUGACGGUGUUCAUAGGAUGUCAUCGGUCUGUGAAGCCCGCUCCUCCCUCGGAGACGAUGUCGAAAGAGCAUGCGAUGCGAUUCCCUUUCAUCGGCAGUGCAGUUCUGCUGUCGCUGUUUCUGCUAUUCAAGUUCUUACCGAAAGAUCUGAUCAACACUGUCCUGACUUUGUACUUUUUUGUGCUCGGGGUUUUGGCGCUCUCAGCUACGAUUCUUCCAGCAUUGGAGCGUUUCCUGCCGCCAGAAUGGAACGACCACCUGAUCACGUGGAGGUUGCCGUAUUUCAAGAAUGUGGAGGUGGAGUUCACGAAGUCACAGCUGGUAGCAGGCAUUCCAGGUGGUGGGUUCUGCAUAUGGUAUGUGAUGAAGAAGCACUGGUUGGCCAACAACACACUCGGAUUGGCUUUCUCUAUUCAGGGAAUCGAAAUGCUAUCGCUGGGGUCGUUCAAGAUUGGAGCCAUUCUUCUGGCAGGACUGUUCAUAUACGACAUCUUCUGGGUGUUCUUCACGCCUGUAAUGGUGAGCGUGGCAAAGUCGUUCGAUGCUCCCAUCAAGCUGAUUUUUCCAACUGGUGAUGUUACCCGGCCUUUCUCUAUGCUGGGACUAGGGGACAUUGUAAUUCCAGGCAUUUUUGUAGCUUUGGCGUUGCGCUUUGAUAUGUCGAGGGGUCGGGAUAAGACCUAUUUCACGAGUGCAUUCUCUGGGUACACAGUAGGCCUUCUAGUCACCAUUUUGGUGAUGAAUUUGUUCCAGGCUGCACAGCCUGCACUUCUUUACAUCGUACCGGGAGUGAUCGGGUUUUUGGGCGUCCAUUGUGCUAUGAGGGGCGAAAUCAAGCCUCUUCUGGAGUUCGAUGAGUCUGCUGCAGCCCGAGACAGUACUGACGAAGCCCAGGACGAAACUGUAGCGACCACAAGAGCUCUACAUUCCAGCGGUAUAAAGACGGAUUAGUGCGACUGUUUAUGGCUAGCUCCGGAUUGCUGCUGAGUCGGGGUUGACAACCUGUGCUGGGAAUUUCCUCCAUGUGGAGUAUGCAGGUGGGGGGUAGGCCUGCAUAUCCCUGUCAGCCUGAUGCUCGUAAACGUGGUUGUUUCGGCGGUGUUGAUUACAAUUUUUUUCUAGAUCUGUCAUAUGUACUGGUAUCGUGAAUCAGACUUUACGAAGUUGAGUGCGAUACUGAUUCUUCAAAUGAGGAUUGUUUACCAGUUAAUAUAAAAGGCAUAUUCAUAUCAACGAA
Molecule: messenger RNA, 1903 nt
Organism: Physcomitrium patens
Lineage: Eukaryota; Viridiplantae; Streptophyta; Bryopsida; Funariales; Funariaceae
Source: RefSeq, a predicted model, not a curated record